CAAACUGGUGAAAUCACGAGACGAGACAAAGAGGCGUUCUUCCCAGUUUAUGGUGAAGAAGCUGCUUUUCCACGUUGAACUUGGAGUUACGCAUAUGGAGCAGAAGCUCGCCGAGUUUAGAGCCCGAAGACAGGCGGGAAAAGGCAUGAAAAAGUCCGAACCUGCUGGUCCUCAGCCCGGAGAACAGAGAGGAGAGCCUGCUGGUCCUCAGCCCGGAGAACAGAGAGGAGAGCCUGCUGUUCACCCUGACUGCAGUCAUCAACCAAAGGUGCCAGAAGUCAGCCAAGCUGCGACCAGCAGCUCUGAAAACAGGGACUGUAGGGACUGGCUGCUAGACAGUACUCUGGGACGAUGGUUUGCUUCAAAACAGCUGAUUCUCUCCAACAUUAUGUUGCUCAAAGUGCUGCUGUGGCUGGUUCUGUUGUGUCUUUUUGUUGAACUGGAAUUCGGACUGCCUUUCUUCGUCAUCUCCCUGUUCUACUGGCUCUAUGAAGGACUACGCAGCCCAGAACCUAGAAAGCCAGGAGAACUGAGUGCUUACUCUGUCUUCAACCCAGACUGUCAGCCUCUCCUUGGCUCACUCACUGCUGAGCAGCUGGAGGGUGAGAUGGGCUACAGACCUCUGGCCAACAGAUAAAGUGCUUGUCACUUGCAUAACUGAAGGGCAUAAAUCAAGAUCUUUCUUGUUUGGAAAAAGGAUUAUGAACUGUAUUUCUUAUGUAUCUAUUGCACAUUAAAUUAACGCUGGCAUACUUA
Poeciliopsis prolifica (blackstripe livebearer) is the source of this 756-nucleotide messenger RNA. It is a transcript of the gene saysd1, whose product is annotated as SAYSVFN motif domain containing 1. NCBI's taxonomy places the organism in Eukaryota, Metazoa, Chordata, Actinopteri, Cyprinodontiformes, Poeciliidae. The record is from RefSeq and is a predicted model, not a curated record. The transcript has 3 exons. The coding region runs from base 50 to 637 and encodes 195 amino acids.